AUGGCGAAGCAGAAGCAUAGCAACAGUUUUUUCGUGUACUUGGUGGUUCUCUUCUUCUGCGCUUCCUCUGUUUUGGCUUCAGCGAGAGUUGCGCCUCUUUUGCAGAACUAUGGGAACCCCAUUUUCAGAUCAAACUUUCAUUCUAUCUACGACACUUCCAAUUACGGGGUGUUUCAGCUGAGUAAUGGAUUGGCUAAAACGCCUCAGAUGGGAUGGAACAGCUGGAACUUCUUUGCAUGCAAUAUCAAUGAGACUGUCAUUAGGGAAACGGCUGAUGCACUGGUAUCAACCGGAUUGGCUGAUUUAGGUUAUGUGUAUGUCAACAUAGAUGAUUGCUGGUCUACUUUGACAAGAAAUCUGAAGGGCCAACUUGUUCCUGAUCCUAAGGCAUUUCCAUCUGGAAUCAAAGCUCUAGCAGAUUAUGUACAUGGAAAGGGUCUGAAGCUUGGUAUAUAUUCAGAUGCUGGGAUUUUUACUUGUCAAGUCCGGCCAGGAUCGAUUUUCCAUGAAACAGAUGAUGCAGAUUUAUUUGCCUCUUGGGGUGUAGAUUAUUUGAAGUAUGACAAUUGUUACAAUCUGGGCAUCCCUCCAAAAAAACGAUAUCCAACUAUGCGUGAUGCUCUCAAUGCAACUGGGCGUACGAUUUUCUAUUCACUCUGUGAAUGGGGCGUUGAUAACCCAGCCUUGUGGGCAGACAAAGUAGGUAACAGCUGGCGCACAACAGAAGACAUCAAUGAUUCAUGGGCAAGCAUGACAACCAUUGCUGAUCUUAAUGAUAAGUGGGCUGCAUAUGCUGGUCCAGGAGGAUGGAAUGACCCAGAUAUGUUGGAAGUUGGAAAUGGUGGGAUGAGUUACCAGGAAUACCGAGCUCACUUCAGCAUCUGGGCUUUAGCAAAGGCACCUCUAUUGAUUGGCUGUGAUGUAAGAAAUUUGACUGCUGAAACGCGUGAGAUUUUGAGCAAUGAAGAAGUCAUUGCCAUCAAUCAAGAUUCACUUGGAGUCCAGGGAAGGAAAGUUCUAGUUGCUGGAAUAGAUGGUUGCAGACAGGUUUGGGCUGGUCCUUUGUCAGGAAACCGCUUGGCUGUUGCUCUCUGGAAUCGGUGCUCAAAAGUUUCUACUAUAACAGCUUCAUGGGAAGCACUUGGGCUUCAAUCUGGGAUUCAUGUUUCUGUGAGGGAUUUGUGGCAGCACAAGGUAGUAAAUGGAGAUGCAGUGUCAUCAUUCAGUGCUCGAGUUGACAUCCACGACUGUCAUCUGUUCAUUCUCACUCCAUUAACAGUAUCUCACUCUGUAGAGUAG
Molecule: messenger RNA, 1299 nt
Organism: Sphenostylis stenocarpa
Lineage: Eukaryota; Viridiplantae; Streptophyta; Magnoliopsida; Fabales; Fabaceae
Source: the annotation of a GenBank genome assembly